Molecule: messenger RNA, 2756 nt
Organism: Choloepus didactylus (southern two-toed sloth)
Lineage: Eukaryota; Metazoa; Chordata; Mammalia; Pilosa; Megalonychidae
Gene: MRO
Product: maestro
Exons: 9
Coding region: 474-1238 (254 amino acids)
Cellular component (GO): cytoplasm
Source: RefSeq, a predicted model, not a curated record
GCCAAACUCGGGGAAUAAGAAAAGAAUAAAGGGAAGGCACAGCAAGGGAGAGAAGGGAAAACUUUUCAGCAUAGUUUUUGGAAGUAAUGGGUCCAAGUGAUGCCUGUGCCCAUCUGGAACAACCUUGUGGGUAUCAUACGAGGGUAAUACCCUCCCCCUCCACUCAAAACCACAGACCCUUUGAUUUUUUCCCUAUGAUUCUCACUUCCCAACACUCUGUGCCGACCCGUUAUCUUGAAUAGACCUUAGUUCACCUUCUGAUUCCUCGUCUAUGAUAAGAAUUCUGGGCUGGGAAAUUUUCGCUGAGUCAUCCCAUUUGGCUACCGCCCCGGGACAGCAGCUUCCGGAGCUGCCCAGGACCAGCUCUCCAUCCCCCGGGCAGCGGUUCCCCACGUGACCGCCGCCCGCCAGGCCGCAGCCUCAGCUCCUCCUCUGGCUCUGGGGGCCUGUUCUCUCCAUCUGAGUCUCAACUGAUGCAUGGCCUCAGUUCCAUGGGCCAAAGACAGAGGAGAAGCCCGGGCCAGCCCCUUGCCGUCUCCACCUCCCCACCCAAGAAGAAAAGGACGUCUGUGAUGUCAUUCUUUUCAAAGGUCUCUUGGAAACUGAGGUUCCAGAAGCGGGAGUCUCUGAAGAACGCACUCUUCAUCCUGGCAGAAAGAGCCCGGGACCCCAGCGCUAAAAAGCGCCACACGGCCAUGAGAGGCCUGGGAAGCAUGGCCUGGAAAGCCCCGGACAAGGUGAGAAAAUAUAAGAAAAUCAUCCUAGACCUGCUGGUGCAUGGACUGUACGACCCCGUGAGUUCUGAAGUCAUCCACGAGAGUAUGAAGACACUGACCAUCAUCCUGGGCAAGAUCCAGGGGAAAGGUCUGGGCUCCUUCUUCAUAGACAUCACCCUUCAGACCAGGACUUUGUUAGAUGACGAGAGUGACAGCCUGAGAUACUCAGCCUUCGUCUUGUUCGGGCAAUUGGCUGCCUGUGCUGGGCGGAAAUGGAAGAGAUUUUUCAGCAGUCAAGUGCAGCAGACACGAGAUUCCCUCCUGAUCCAUUUACGGGAUAGAAAUCCCCAGGUUGCCAAGGCUUGCAAAACAACUUUUCGAGCCUGUUCCCCAUAUCUGAGACCGAGGAGGGGAUACAGCUUCCAGAACGAAGAUGAGCAAAGGAACCCUAAACUCUGCCGACAGCUGAGUCACUGUCAUCCAGAGCUCCUGCAGUUCUUCUAUGCAAAUAAAAUUCUGUAAACACAGAGCAGCAGGGAAACGGUCCCAGACGAGGAAACCAAGGCACAGAGAGGUUAAGCAACUUGCCCAAGAUGACACAGUAAACGGUGGAGCCAAAAUCCAAACUCAUACAGUCUGACUUGUGGAAUCCACACUCAACUACCAUGCUAUGCUGCCUGUUUAUGGAAUAACUGAUGGAUGGUUAGAAAGAUGAAAAAAAAAGAACUUCUGCUCUUGUAUAAAACCCAGUUUAACUUAUGCUUUUGUAUGUACUAAGUAUACAUUUUUAUUUACUUAUGUGAGCUAAAGGUUUAUUUCUAUUGAUCACAGCUUGGCUAUUUUGUCAAUUUUUUGGUGAUCAACCCCAAUUAUUUGAUUAAUCACAUCACUCUUAUAAAAGGUUUUCUAAAUGCUCUUACACUUUUGCUCAGUUUGUUCUUUCUGCUUUGAAUCCCCUCUCUCUCCAUGCUCCCCAGUGCUCCCCCAUCUCUCUCCCCACCCUCCACCCUGCAUGCACACUCUCACAUGUAUCUUUUACCCAUACUCCAAGUAAGUCAAAUGCCUGAUUCCCUCAGUCAGGAAAGAGCUCUCAUCUCUGAAUCCCUCAGAACAUUCUAGCAAUCUUAUGCCACCUGUCUCUUCUAAAAGUUUUUUUACCUACCUGUCUUUCUUCUCCUGUUAGUUUAUAAGCUGCUGGAGGCAGUGCCCUAUCUUCUAUAUCUUUGUAUCUCCCACAUGACCUCAAAUGAGCUUAGUAAAUGAAUGUUGACUGGGGAAAAAAGUCAUCUGAGGCUAUUAUUCCUUCUUGGGAGGAGCCCAUUUUGUUAAAUGAAGGUCACAAGUUCACCCCCUUAUAAGCAACAGACAGGUUACUUUCAUGCUUAUGAAUUUUUAAACUUCCUUUUUCCCAUAAGAUGCCUGUUAAUUUGAAAGUCAACCUAAAAAUAAUGCUUUGACAUUUCUUACUUCUAGACAUUAGAAAUAGAACAGUUAAAUGAAUGAAAGGAAGAAAAAGGAAUUUUCUCUAAGUGUUCAGGGUAGAGAGAUACAUAAACUUGAUCCCUGCUUUCAGGUUGCUCAUGAGAUGGAUCUUUCAGAAAGAGGGGAGAGAGGAGAGGAAAAAGGCAAAGAAGGGGAAGGUUGAGAACAUAACAGAUGCAACCAGUGCUGGUUGUCAGUGUGAAUAAAAUCCUGUGAAAUUCCAGUGAGUAGAGUAAUUAAUUGAGGGAACAGUUCACAUGUUAGAGCGAGCAGUUAGUCUUAUAAAUAAGGUAGGUACACAUUUGUGCUUUCCUGUGUUUUCCAAGUUUUCUGCAAUAAGCAUGUAUUAUCUUUAUGAUCAUAAAAAUAAAUGCAAGAGAUGCCCUUGUAAAAUAAAAAAGAAAUGCCUACCAGUAUGUAAAGAGAUGUGCUCCAGAAAGCCUGGGAUGACUCUUCUUCAUGCUCAAUAGUAUGAAUUUACCUUCGUCCUUUUGUGACAUUUUUGUUUUAACCUGUUGAUGAAUAACAAAUAAAAUGGCUUAUGGUUGAUUAUCAGUU